CGUCGCUCUAGUUUGCUUAACGACGAAGGACUUGAACCUCAUAGGGACAAAACAGUCAAUUCCACUAGGAGAAAACUGAAAGAGCUGGACUUCCGCAACGGAGCUUAUGCCGUUACAACAUCCGACGUAAAAAGGGCUCAACAUUUUCGAGGAGUAAAGGAGGACCCAGAUUGCACAGAAUUACAACUCAAUUCUCCCGUCUGUACAAAGGAGAUACAAACAUGGGGCUGCUAUCCAACAGAGUCGCUAAGGAGAGCCUGAAACCAGGGGAUCAUAUCUAUUCAUGGAGGACUGCUUAUAUUUAUGCCCAUCACGGCAUCUACGUUGGAAAUGAUAGAGUCAUUCAUUUUACAAGACACGGCCAAGAAGUUGGUACAGGAACUGUUCUGGAUCUCCUGUUGCUGAGCUCGGGGCCAGCUCGAACUCAAGUGCAUUGCCCUACCUGUACCCCACCAGAUGAAGGUCAUGGUGUCGUUUCCUCAUGCUUGAACUGCUUCCUUGCUGGUGGCAUUUUGUACCGUUUUGAGUAUGCAGUCAGCCCUGCUCUCUUUAUUGCAAAAGCACGAGGUGGAACUUGCACUCUUGCAGUGUCAGAUCCAAAUGAUUUAGUGGUCCAUCGGGCAAAAUAUUUGCUUGAAAAUGGAUUUGGUUGCUAUAAUGUUUUCAAGAACAACUGUGAGGACUUUGCGAUCUACUGCAAAACUGGGCUGCUUGUUCUAGAUCAAGCAACCAUUGGGCAAAGUGGUCAAGCAAUAUCGAUUAUAGGUGGGCCUCUUGCAGCUGUGUUGUCAACUCCACUGCGUCUUGUUACUACAAACAUUUAUGGGAUGGCAGCUACAGCAGUUGGGGUUUAUUGUGCAAGUCGAUAUGCUGCUGAUAUUGGGAUGAGAAGGGAUGCAGUGAAGGUUUCAGUUGAGGAUCUGACGAGAAGACUGGCAACAGGCUUGCUUCAGGUGAUUGAACCCCAAGUUUCGGCAGCCCCUGCCCAUUAGUAUCUCGUACUGGUUACUAAGAGUGUUGUUGCGGUGUUGUUUCUUCCGAAUCUGGUCAAUCAUACGUCAAGGUCCAUCAAAUUUGUUGUAAAAUGUAGUUUUAACUAAUGUUGUUUUGCGGAUAUGCAGAUCUGCAGAUCUGCCAUUUAUUAUCUAAAGAACUAUAUGCUCCAAAAACCUGUUUACUCAUGUCUUUGAUAGGAGCAGCAACCAUUUGUGUGUGAAACCAUAAUGAGUGUUCUCUCAACAUUCUCUUUGAGAACCUCUGGCUUCAAGUCUUUAUCUAUACCUGAUAGAGUCCUUAAGUCCAUUA
This is a messenger RNA of Theobroma cacao (cacao), 1305 nucleotides long. Its product is annotated as NC domain-containing protein-like protein. Lineage: Eukaryota; Viridiplantae; Streptophyta; Magnoliopsida; Malvales; Malvaceae. The record is from RefSeq and is a predicted model, not a curated record.